AUGACUGUUACAGUCAAAGGUGUUGCGAUCGCCGAGCUGGUCGUCUACAUACCCACGGCGCUUGUCACCCUCCUCAUCGAUGGGUCUAUCUCUUCAUCUUCAGCGGUAUCCGGAUCCUUCGAUGAAAUCUGUCAACAUGGGCCAUCCGAUCCAGGCUCUCGACACAAUGUGCUAUUGCACGAGUUGAGUUCAGUGAGCGGCAUUGCCAGAAAGCUCGUGGGGAUAUACUCCCAAAAAGCGACUGCCAUUUCAGGUCGCAGCAAAGUCGUCCAGCUCCUUCAUAUUCCGUGCCUGACCGCCUUGAUCCUCUCAAUCAUCGGCGGCACAGACCAAGCCUCGUCAAAUCCGUCCGAUCAAGCCGGAGGCAAGACUGAAACCCGCGUUGGGAUCAUCAUAUUCCUUGCGGUAUAUAUCGUGCUUUGCAUACUCUGGAUAACGACCAUCAAGGAUCUGUCCCGGAUGGUAUCGAGCCAAAAGCGCAUCGUUGCUGUGAUGCUCAUGGCAUUGCCCUUGAUCGCUUGUCGCCUGUUGUACAGUCUGAUCAGCGACUUCAGCCACGACCGUCGAUUCUCACUUGUCUCUGGAGAUGUCACCAUCCGGCUGUGCAUGGCCACCAUAGAGGAAUUUUUGGUAGUGUUGAUGUACACCGUGCUUGGGAUAAUCACCCCUCGAUAUGAUGCCAACGCCCCUUCAAGCCCUCAACAAUGGCCACAUAGCGCCGAGGACACAGAGUCCCAGGCUGCACCUGGUGGUUCUCGCGGUGCUUGUGAUCAUCAGAAGUAUGCUCAUGUGGGACAUGAACACAACGGCCUUCCGCGGUGA
This is a messenger RNA of Aspergillus ibericus CBS 121593, 822 nucleotides long. RefSeq lists its product as uncharacterized. Bases 1 to 822 code for a protein of 273 amino acids. The record is from RefSeq and is a predicted model, not a curated record. The transcript has 4 exons. NCBI's taxonomy places the organism in Eukaryota, Fungi, Ascomycota, Eurotiomycetes, Eurotiales, Aspergillaceae.